Abrus precatorius (Indian licorice) is the source of this 3057-nucleotide messenger RNA. Its product is annotated as coiled-coil domain-containing protein 124. Gene Ontology annotation, cellular component: nucleus. Lineage: Eukaryota; Viridiplantae; Streptophyta; Magnoliopsida; Fabales; Fabaceae. Bases 120 to 809 code for a protein of 229 amino acids. The transcript has 3 exons. Gene Ontology annotation, biological process: transcription by RNA polymerase II. Gene Ontology annotation, molecular function: transcription coactivator activity. The record is from RefSeq and is a predicted model, not a curated record.
AUAUCGUAUGAUCCAACUCCAACAUACAUCAUAGCUGUGUGAAAAUUUAUUUUUCUGAGGAGGGAGGGGUUCCUUCCAGAAUCGGAAUCUAGAUCGGAACCCUAAAAGGAAAGGAAGAGAUGCCGAAGAAGAUGGGAGUCAACACCAAGGCGGAGGCGGCGAGGGCUCGCAAGAGUGCGGCGGAAGUGGAGCGAAAGGAGAGGGAAAGUCGAGAGAAAGAGGAUCAUUACUGGCGAGAGGCGGAGGGUUCGAAGUCACGCGCCGCCAAGAAGAAGGAGGAAGAGGCCGAAAAGAAGGCGGAGGCAGUGGCACGGCGAGCGGAGGCGCGUCGGUUGGCGGAGCAGGAGGAGAAGGAGCUCGAUAAGUCCAUGAAAAAGGUGGAUAAGAAGGCGAACCGAGUGUCUAUCCCGGUGCCGAAGGUGACGGAGGCUGAGCUUAGGAGGCAGCGCGAGGAGGAGCAGGCGGAGGCACAGAGGAAGGCGGAGGAGGCCAAGAAGCGCCAGAGUCGCACUGCUGCGGAGGAGGAGUACGAGAGAAUGGUGCUCGUUUCCAACACUAAUCGCGAUGAUUCCAUCAUCGAAGCACGAACUGUGGAUGAUGCCAUCGCUCAGAUGACCAUCGUCGAUAACUUGCCCCCCGAUAGGCAUCCCGAGAGGCGCCUCAAGGCCUCCUUCAAGGCAUUUGAAGAAGCUGAGCUCCCUAAGCUGAAAGAAGAGAAACCAGGCCUUACCCACACUCAGUACAAGGACUUGAUAUGGAAGCUCUGGAAGAAAUCUCCUGACAAUCCUCUUAAUCAAAUUGCUGAGUGAGUGAUCAACAACAGCAGGCCUGUAACUGAAAGCAGAGUUGUAGUCAGGUUUGAUGACAGCUUCUAUUGAGCAUUUUCAUGCUGUGGCGGAGCCAUUUCUACUUCAUAAUAAUUCCUACCCUACAGAAUUUCGUAAUUAGGUGAUUAGGACAGUUUGCCUUUUACCCUGUGGCUCUGUUAAACUCACCACAUGUUAUUAUACUCUUUGUUUCCUUUUUUACUGUGAUCCUUCUGUAAGCACUAGCAGGAGAUGAGUUUGACUUUCUGUACAUGCACAGACAUUGUUGCCGUGAAGUUUGAGUAGGACUCUCUUCGUACUGCCAGGGAUAAGGCUGUUCUAGAGUAAAUUUGUAUUUAAAGUGAACAAAUAAAGGUAUACCUGCCUUCACUUUAAUAAAGCAUAGGCUUAAUUACCUGUUUAAUCUCACUUUUUUCUCAAUGUACGCUUGUAGUUCAUGUACUUCUAAUUGUGGGAAUUUCAUCCUCAUGAUUUUCUAAUUGUUGAUGUAAAUUUCGUCCAAUUGUGGAUGAAAAUAUGAUGGAGAUGACUGACAAGGACUAAUAUGUUUAAAUAAAAAGAAAAGGCAUUUUUUUUAUGCCAUUAGCCCUAAAUUCCUAAUCUACAAUGUAACCAACAAAUUGCUCAUCACAAAGCUGUUGACAUGGCUUCCUAAUCCGCAAAUCCCGGGCUGGAGACAUGCCUUCCCUCCAUCAAAUUGGUCAUCGCCUAUACACCUCCUACUCAUCCCCGCAAUGAGGAAUCUUCUCGGUAGGAUGUGAUGAGGGAAGCAAAGUCAUGGGGUAUAAAGGAAAAGAAGAGGAUGGUGGUGGCAAAGCUAGUGGAGGUAGGUAGUGGCGGAGUGGAUGGUAGGGGUCCAUGGAAAAAAAACUUUUGCCUCAUUCGCCUUUUCAAUCUUUAUAAUCUCCCAACCCAUCUACACCCACUCCCAAAUCCACCACCUAGAAGCACUCGCCUGCUUCCCCCCUCUCCCCCUCCAGCUGCUCCCAUACAUACCUGUGAAAUUACCACUACCAAAGUGAGUAACACUUUACUGCAUUAAUUUCUUGAUCUUGUUCACUUGGGCUCUGAAGUCCAGUAUAUUCUUCAGGAUUUGCUGGCCUGAAGCUCGUCCACAUGCUCAUGAACCGAAUUCCUUUCCCCAACAAAUAGCUUCUAUGACUAUGCACAAACAAGGAUACAUAAAAUUAUGUACUCAUUUUCUGGUGCAUCGUAUGUAUACUUCAUGUAGAAGAAUGCAUCGACUUUGUCAACUUUUAAUGGUGUAUAUUCUCACGAAAGCUAUUGUAAAAGGCAAACUUCACGUCAGUUUCAGUCAUUUGAACAGCCAUGAAACCUUAAGCAUCAUAAAAGAAUUUCUCAACAUUUCGGCUUUUAUCCCUUGCCUGCGUUUGAGCUUGUUCCACUUGUUAAACAGAAGCAGGUUACAUUUCAAUCCCAUUGUUAUUCAUUUAAAGAUGAAGGGAACAGGCUUUUUUUUUUUGGUCAAGAAGGGAACGGAUUCUUCCUUUCAUUUUUUUUGGUCGUUAUUCUUUCAAAAAUCUCGUAAAGUGUGAGUUUGGGCUUAACUUCCAUGGAGGCCCAAAUACUUCCGUCUGCAAUCGACUCUCUGUGGUAGGAGAAUGAGAGUGGAAAAAGAAAAGAAAAGAAUUGGUAAAAUCUAUGAUAGAGUUUGGUAUCCUCUCUUAGUGGAAUAAUCCUGACCAUUAAUUUUAUAUGGAUAGAUAAUGGAAGUUAGUGAUUUAGUUUAUAAAAAACAUUAAUACUUUUUUUAUCUUUAAGAUAUUAAAAAAAUCACAAAUUUUAAUUUAAAAAAGAUAUAAAAUAGUCAUUCAAGUUUACAAGGUGUCACAGUAAAUACUAAACAAAAUUUAUCUUGUGUUUGAGUAUGUAUGUGUUUUUGUUUAUUAUUAUUUAAAAAAUAAUUUUAAAUAUUUUCUAGUGCCAACUUAGUCAAAUUGCAAAUCAGGCUAAUCCGUCAAUUUGACGUGAAAAUUGGGAUGAGACCCAAUUUAACAAGUAUGGGGAUAAAAUCUGUGCAAUUAAAAUUGCAAUGAUGGAAAUUCCACAUCAAAUAAAGUAGGAGAACUAAAAGUAUAUAAUUAAGCUUAAGGGCGGAUAUGCCACUGUCCACUUUCAAAAUAAGUGCCUUUUGAAUUAUUUUUUUUUUACCUAAGAUGUCUGAGAUAGAAUAGUAAAAUGUUUAAGAUUUUUAUUAAAUAAUUAUUUU